AUGGCGAGUCACUACUCGGCGGGUCGAGACGACUCAAGCGAGAAAGUUAGUCUGAUGAGUGAGGACGACUCGCCAUCCAGUUCUCCGACUCGCGUAAAUCGAAAGAGUUUGGUGAUUGUAUUCGGGGUUACUGUGGUGGCAGUGGCAUUCGUGAUCUCUGCAGUAAUAGUAUCCAUCUAUUCUGGUAAGAGAUGACUUUUCUUUUAGCUGCCUUUGUAAAGGUGUGCUUUCAGGAGGCGUUUAGUAGCGAUCAUUUGACGUAGAGUCGCGGACCGCCGACUUUAAUUAUGGAAGCCAAUUCAAGGCAGCUGUUCUUGUAAAUGAUGUUUUCCUUUAAAUUGGGAUAAGGUUUCCUCAAUAUCUUAAACAGAACAACCUCUAGUUGCCAUUUUUAGUUGUUUGAAAGUAUUGGAGGUGUAAUGUUUCGAUUGACCUCUUCUAAAACUGUCCUAUUUGCCUGUUUUAAGGUUUUAGCGACCUGUUUUUCGAGCGGUCUCUCCUGUCAACGAUCUGUACCCUCGAUUAAGUUAAGUCAUUAGCGUUAAGGGGGAUCUUUUCAGUCUAUUUUUUCUCCUUUCUCCUUAACCUCUGGCUUAUUUUUCUGAAGAAAAAAACUUAGAGCGUUGUUGAAUUUAAUCGCUUCCUCACUCACGUCGAUACACUGGGGAUAUCAUAUUACUUGUAAAAAAUCUUGCUUGCUUGACUUUGAUUGUAAACAAUUUCCUUAUGGUUCGAAACACCUGCUUCUUGUAUUUUCCCCGGGAAAGAUCAAUUUAUGAUCCAAACAAUGUCAAAAUUCUUCAAAGACUUGCUUUUAAUCGAAGCAUUGAGUGUGUUUGACAAUUAUAACGGGUAGCUGGCAUGAACGAUUUAUUUUUUAGAAAACGAUAAAUUGAAUAAAUUUUGGUAAGAUUCGUUGCCGGUUCCCGCAUUAAUUAACACCAAAUCGAAUUUGUAGGUUUCGUUAAAUACUUGUGUUUAAUUUGGUAUUUUCUCUGACUUUAAGUUUCAAUCAAGUUUUAAACUUAACAUCUUAAAUUUGGGGGAAAAAAAUGACGUACGUAUUAAAUGUAGUAUGUAAUGUACUUGAGUUAGAGUCAGUUGAAGUGUAUUUUUAUACUCCUGGUUUUCAUUGUGUGGGCUGUAAUUUGUGCAUUUGCAUGAUAACAUACAAUAUUUUUUCUUUUGCGAACUAGGAAACCAAAAAUAAGUGGGAAAAUGCCAAAGCAAUAUAACACUAAACUCUUUGAAAAGCACCCUAGGCAUUGAAUAUUAUGUGAAAUAAGUAACAAGGGAUGUGUUAGGUUGGCAGGGAAGGGUAAAUUUGAAGGGGGUGUUUGUUUUGAUGUUUUGUGAGAAAAAAAAGUCCUACGAAUUCUUUACAGGAUGUUUCCAUUCAGGCAAGAAAAUUUUUUAAAAAGUUCAUGGUUAAUUUAAUUAACCCUUUCAGGCCUAAUGAGAGCCAAAGUUGAAACAAUCACAAAGAAAUUUAUUGUUUGUUAAAACCUGAAAUAUUAACAGCUUGUACAAGCGCCCUACCAAAGAGGUUUCUUUUGAACAACUUUGAUUAAUUGGAGCAGGGAAAAAAAAGUAGGGAAAAUAAACUAAUCAAUGCAAGGGAGGCAAAACAAAAGAAACAAGAAAAAGUUGAGAAAUUACAUUACUGUAACAAAUUGUUCAAUGCCCAUGUAAAGGAAAAUAUUUUUCUGUUUUUUUUUUUUCUCUUCCAGGCAAAGGUGGACCAUUUUCCAACAAAGUAGCUCGUAGCUCAGAUAGAUUUACAUUUGAUGAUAUUUUUAGUGGUAGAUUUUCUCCUGCUGGGUAUUCCUGUCAAUGGGUAUCAGGUUGGUAUCAUUUUUCAGUCAAAUCCAGUUAAUUGAGACACACUGUAGGGGGCCAUAGAAAGUUUCCAUAUUUAGGGGGUGUUUGUCUUAUGCUGGUCAUGUCAUUAAAGAGGCCAUGCCGUAAAUUCCGGCAAGCGAUAUGACCCGAAAAGGAGCGACAGCGUGUGAAUAGUUUUUUUCCUUCAGAAGGAAUGCUCUAUUGUAGCAUAAGGUAUCUACAUUAACGAGGUUGCCUUUCUAUGAGAAUCUACUGUCCAUUGUCUGCAUUAAUGGUUUCUGUAUUAAGCAGGUUGAAUUCACAAUUUGGCAAACCAAGGUCACGGAACAUGUUUCUCCUUCUUACCUUGUGUACUUUCAUUGUUACUCUAAACCCCUCCUUGCUUUUCCAGUUAUGGUAACAUUCUAAAGGUAAGACCCUCUCCGUACAAAAGACUCUAUCCUAGAACUUGCCAAAAAGUCUCUUAUCAUAAGCAAACGGUUUAUUUUUAGGCGUUGCCCUCAAAUUAUUGACAAAAUAAAAGAAAUAAAAGGACAAAACUCUUCAAUCAAGCCUUUUGUAAAACAAAAAUUUCAUGCAUUAAACCCAUUUUGACGACAAGUGUUCAAGUUAUUGCCAUUUGCUUCCAUGUUGUCAAAUGCAUAUUAAUUUUCAGUUUACAUCUAGCAGUUUAUCAAGGCUUUCCCUUCAUUAGUUUAAAGUGUCAGAGAAGUAAUACCUGUUUAAUUGACAAUAUUAGACUUUGACUAACAUUAUUUCCGUGUCCUUUUCUUUCUUAGAUGAUGAGUAUAUUACUUCUAAACCUGAGGGACUAGUGUUAAUAAAUUUAACCAAAAAUAAAUCAGAUAUUUUGCUCACUCAGGAUGACAAGGUGAGUGUCAUUUCUUUCACUAAAAAGCUCAGACUAUGACAUGGUCAAUAACAAGGCACUACUUUGCUGCUUUUUUGUGUUUACAGUUUCUAUAGAAACUGAAACACUAUGCCAUCAUGUCGUGUCUGUAAUGUCUGUAACAUGCCUGUAAGUAGAGAAAGCGAUAAUUCUGAAGGCCAGAUUCCAAACACUCUUUGGUUCAGUUUGCAAAUUUAAGGAGAGUCUUUAAUGCUCUAUUUGUUUUCUAGUUUAAAGAGACUUUGAAAAGUCGUAAUUGUGAUCAUCGGCAUGCUGGAUGACAUGAAGGUGAAGUGUGACCUGUUGAGUCAGAAGAAAAUUGUUUUGCUCGAGACAAAGUCACGCUUCAUUUAAUGCUAGUCAUCGGCAUGCUAUGUGACUGAAGGUGAAGCGUAACUUAAUGCAUCAGAUAAAUUAGUAUUGCCUUGUGCGUUGAAAAUUUUUUCUCUCAUGCGAGAAAUCAUGUUCUCUUUUCUUGGACAAAACAGAUUACGUUUCAUGUUUUUAUGACAUAGCAAGCCCAUAAAAACGCAAGUGCACAACAGACAUAACAAAAAUUGUAAACACAUGCUCUCUUUAGAGAGCUAUUUUUAGCAUUGUACAUGGCUAUCACCAAGAAGCAGGGGUGAGGAAUUUUUCCUGGCUACUAAGAAUGUGGCCCUUGGCUACUUUCCUAGGAAAAUAAUAAAAAAAGUGGAAUCAAAAGAAACCCUUACUAGCUGUUUGAUUCCCUGCCUACUUGUUGUAAAUACCCGGCAACUUGACGUCUUAGUGACAGCCGUUGUAGUUGUACGUUUGGGUAUAAAAGUAACAAGGCCUCUAAACGGACCUUUUUACUUUGUUGAUUUUGACAUAAUUUUUUCCCAUGAUAAUACCAGUAAGGUUGUAUGUAAGGGAGAUUUUGUUUGUCCUUACAGGAUCAUUUUGGGAUCUCAACUCACUGGUUUUCCCCUGACAGGCAGUAUAUUUUGUUUACUAAACAUUAUAAACAGGUGAGGUGUAGUUUUUUAUUGUGUGGUUGUAAGUCAGUGCAAUAGAUGGAUAACGAAUAAAUUUGUUAUCAUCAUCUUCAUCAUCAUCCAAGAUUUAUGUUCUAAUGCUUCUCUUGCUGUAUUGAUGAAAGCCUGAGUAAGAAUCACUAACAAUAAUAAUGUAUUUAUUGUAAUAUUGUUUCAUUUCUUUUUUAUCUCCAGCAAUAUAGGUAUUCUUUCUGGGCAGAAUAUCAUGUGCUUGACAUGGCAAAAAAGUAAGCAUGUCAUUAUAUCAAUUUAUUUUGCUACCUUGAUGCCUGUGGCCUGUAGUGUGCUGUGUCUUCCAUUGUUAUUUGCCCUUAUCUUUUCUUUGCUCUUCCCUUGUCAUGAAAUGGACUCCAGUUUAUCAUAUUAUACGUAUAUAUCAUCGUCAUUAUUGAUGCUCAAAAUACUGGAAAUUGCUUUUUGUAGCUUCUAGUUUUCUGGCGGAACAGGCCUAUGGAUCCUCUCAUUCCCUAAUAUUAGCAGCUGCUCAUCGGAAAAGUUAUUAAAAUCCCUGUCCUUGUCAUUGUACAAUGACUGAUUUUCUCUCCCUAUCCCAUUUUUCCAACCAUACAGUCACCCGUCAGUUUCUCUACCCUCCCUCCCCUCUCUGUCCAGUUCCAGUUCCAGUUCCACUAUACUUCUCCAUUUAGCAAUCCUUUUGCCAUGGAGUUGCACUGUUGAAUUGACGUUCAAGUAAAGCAGGGAAGCCAGCUUUCACUUACGUGCUGCUCUAUGCUUGUUCAAUAGAGAUGUUCUGCACUUUUGAGAUACCAUUUUACUGAUCCAGGGGUGCCUUUGGUAUGCUGCUUCGGUUUUGCAAAAAGCAUCUUCUUUGUCAACAUAGCAUUUGGACAACAACAACAAACAUGGCCAAUAUAAAUGAAUUCCCUUUUGUACCUGUUGAAUUCAGGUUAAAAUUCAAAAAUUUCACCUGAAUUUAAUUUUGACCUGUAACAUACCCAUGACUCACCCUACUCCAACUGCCAUGUUCAUUCACCUUUUUUGAUAAAUUGUAUCUUUUCUUGCAGAACUACAACUCAAUUAAAAGCUGGUAUAGAGGGAGAAGAUCCAACUAAAAUACAGUAUGCAACUUGGGGAGAGAAAUCAAAUGCUUUGGUAGGAAACUGAUGCAGGCUAAUCUUGAAAAUAACUUGAGUGUUUGCAGCUUAUCCUUUCGGCUACCUUGCGAGUAGAGGCUACAUUUCCGACAACUGUUCAAUUUUCUAUCGUGCACGCGCUAAAUUUGUCAUGUGAUUCGCAAGCAAAAUUAAUCGUCAGGUUUGUCGUCAAAUGGCGCAAGUAUCAGGGAAUAAAAAAAUUGUGACAACUUUGAUCUGCAAUGCAAGACUCACACAAGACUCUCACAAUGCUCUAAACCGGUCAAGAACAGGAAAAAACGUUUUUUUAAAAUCUAUUUGUCCAGAUUUCUGGAUGGAUUUGAACGGUUGUUGGUAGAGGCUACUUUUCGCAUGCCAGCUCACACAGCAAAAAUGUAGCCUCUGCUUGCAGGGUACCUUUGGGCAGGCAGCUCUCACAUUAUGCUUGCCCUGAGCCACUUCUUGCUCAUCUUAGUUAACCGUUUAAGUCCCAAGAGUGACCAAAGUCAAUUUUCUCCCAACAAAAUCAAUACAUAAUCAAAGGAAAAUGUUGUGAGAAUCAAUAAAAUAAUCACAUGAUGGGAAAAGCUUUGAUAUGCAAACAAGUUCUCUUAACCAAUUCUUCCAGGAAAUGUAUGGAGAUCAGUCUGGAGAGUUUGUAGUUGGAUAUUGGGGAUUAAAGGGUUAAUAAUAAAGGGGUGAACUUGCUUGGAUCCUUGCCCUUUGGACAAGUAAGCUAUAAAAUUUAUCCAUUUGUCCUGGACUAACGGGUGGGACUUUUUUUGAGCCCUGCUUCUGGGUUGCCACCUCAAGGGAGGACAUGGAAAGCAAAGCUUUUUUAAUGUCAGAAACAGCUAAGAAGCAUACAAAGUGGGACCUGCAAUUAUUUGCUUAUUAAGAGUAGUUCCCUUAAAGGAUUGGUAGAAUGCAAAGCUAAGCAGAAAUUAAUGCACAGAUAGAUAUUUUUUUUCUACAAAUUCAAGGGGUGCUCUGUAGAUCAUGCGCUGGAUUGGGUGAAACUCUCAUGGGAUCAUUGAAUCGCAGUUGACCUUGAGUAUUGCGACAAGUUUGGUCAGCCUCUCAAUAACUAAUUGAUAACAUACAUUUUGGCCAUAAAAAACCAUGGAGCAUCUUGGUUCUUUGCCAGUGAAAAAAUAAUCAUCAAGUAGCAAACAUUUUAAUCCAACUAAUAAAAAAUUCUACUUAAUUCUGUGACAUACUGUGGAAGAUCAAAGCUGAAAACUAAAGAAGCCUCCUAAAGAAGCCAAAGAACAAUGGGAAAUGCAAGGGAGGUCUGGGAUUUCUUUCUGCAGUGCCUGAUAGCCAUAGUAUAUUCAUUGUAUUUAAGUGUGUCAUUUAUAAUAUUAUAUAUUGAUGUAAUUCUCGAACUUACUAUCUUCAUUGUAGGUUUUUGUUUAUGCCAAUGAUAUUUUUUACAUGGAGUCACCGUCAAGUUCUGUUGUGCAGUUAACGCAUAGUGGAGUAGAACAUAAGAUCUUUAAUGGAGUUCCUGAUUGGGUUUAUCAAGGUAAUUUACACCGUUCAUCUCAGUUAAUUUUCUAGUUUUUACUAUUAUUCCAUUCAGCAACAAACUUUCUAUCUGGAAGGUAAAAUUUUCAAAAGCGUCCAAGACAUGUAAUUAAUAGUAGAAACCUGUAAAGCUUCCAUUUGUUUUUACUUUCACUACGUUUUUCAGUGAAUUUGAUUUGAAUUCCUGUUAACAACCUUUUUUACCACUAUAUUUUCUCCAUGAACCAUUCUUCGUUUCUGUUGCGAGUUUAAGUUAGCCAGGAGCUGCAAUGUUUCAAUCCAGUAUUUUGAAAGACCUCACUUAACCCCCCACGUCUCCCCUCUGCAAGGAAAUACUGUGAUAACAUUUCAAGACUUUUGUUUGAUAACUUGCAAUCUUACAUCAGGUUUGUCUUUUUUUCAACAGAGGAGGUGUUGAAUUCAGACCACGCCCUCUAUUUCUCUCCUGAUAGCCAGUUCCUAGCAUAUAUUCAGUUUAAUGACUCAAAGGUCAACUGGUAUCAAUUUCCUUGGUAUGGAGACAGGAAGAAUGCCUAUACCACCAUAAGAAAAAUUGCUUAUCCAAAACCAGGAUAUUCAAAUCCCACAGUAAAGGUGUUUGUUAUUGACCUCAAGAACAAUAAACGGGUCCAGCUGCCUGAGCCAUCAAGUUUCAAGGACAUGUGAGUGUUUUCAUAGAUUUUCAGCGAUUAUUUAAUGGCACCUUGAUGUUCUCUUUAUGUUUUCAACUGCCCGCCUUGAUUAGCCAAGCUAACAUCAAGCCACUGGAAAUAGAUCUCUCUGCAUGCUACUUUCUCUGGGAUAAGUUGUUGUAAAGUAGAGUUGUAAUAUUUUAGCUGGCCCUUCAACAACAUUCCAGUUAAUUCUUUCAAGUGGGGAGUCAUGUAGACUAUCUGAGGGGUCACCAGCGUGCAAAGAAAGUAGUGUCCCAUAGCCUGGGGUUAGUGGAUUUUGCUAUCGGGCUAGUGAAUUCUGUUCUUAACUUGCCUGACUGGCAAGUGAAGUAUUUUGAGGAAUUCAACUUACAGAAGAACUGUGAAAUCAAUUCUACUCAUCAAAAAAUUUUGGGGCUAGUUGAAAUGACGUUUGGGCUAGUAAAUGUUAGCUUCAGCUUGCCCGAAUGGCAAGCUGUAAAAAUGACUUUCUUUGCGCCCUGGGUCACCCAGACCACUAGAUAAUUUUUUUUGUUAUAUUUACUUAACAUUUAUAUUUCAUCUGUUAGGCCAGGAAGCCUUCAUUGUUGGGUCACUGACCCAAGACCCAUCUCUUAUCUUUGACACUGCCUUGAAACUUGACAUAAAAUUACGUAUUAAGUUUUAGUGUUCUUUCUAUUUACAGCGAUCAUUAUGUAGUGAAUGUAGGCUGGGUAUCAGAAAAAGCUGUUUCUGUUAACUGGCUCAACAGAGACCAGAAUGAAGCUAUUCUCCAUAUAUGUGAACAGCAGUCAAUUCACUUCAUGUGUAAAGAAGUAAGUCCAGCGUAAUAUUAUUAUUGUAUUUUGUAUUUUAUUUUUACUCCAUCCUAUAGAUAAUACAUUAGUUGUGCAAUAACAAUUAGUACAAAAUUGAUUAAACUACGUGUACACAAUAAAAAAAAGAAAAUUAGAAUGGAGAAGGGCACAUUAUAGAAAACUAAUUAUGGGCAUUAAACGAGAUUGACUUUAUUCUAAUAUAGCUUUGUUAUUCAUUAAAACACAAACAUGCACGCAUGCACACACACACGGACACAAGUCAAUAUUGAGCAAGAUAAUAUUUUUUAAGUGCCUCUUUGAACAGAAUUUUCGAUGAUUUAUUGCGAAUAGAAAGGGGGAGAUCAUUCCAAUAAUAUUGUCCUGUUGAAUCGUUUCCAGGCAGUCCUUCACGUCUUGCUUCUUUCCUUUCUUUGACAUAUUCAAAUAAAAGACACUAACAGGAACUCUUACAUGAGAAACUAAAUUAUUUAAACACACAAAAAAGGAAACAAAAUCAAAACUAGCCAGCUUCAAAAGACUGCUCGCCCGGAAUUAUUGGAUAAGGCUGAGUAUAAUCUGAACCCUUCCAGAUCUACAUAAAUAAUAUCUCAAAUAAUAUCUUCGCGGAAAUGUAAGGAGAUCUCUCUAGAAUAUGGGUAUGUCGAUAUGGGGGUUAAUAUCAUGGGUGAUAAAUAAUAUUACUCCCUAAUUUUUGUGUAAAAUUUCAGCAUUAAUUUAAAAUUCCAUGUGUGAAAUUACAAAAUUGCUAUGGCAAUGUUCCGGAAACGUUUCAGUGUCAAGGUUUUAAAUGUUAUGAAUAAAGAUCUCAGGGCAACAAAACAUGCUUUGGGAAACCUUAAUGCACAAAAGAGCCCAUCAAGAAGGAUUCUAACAGUAUAUUGUUGAAAAAUUCAGAAAUUACAGAACUUAAGCCCAAGUUUAUACUUUUCCUCUUCUUGUAAAGCAAAAGUUUAGUAUUAAAAUAUAUCGCAUUUUGUUAACAUUUAGUUACGUAAUUUUGUAAUUAACCAACCAUUUAAAGACUACGAAUUCGCAUCUACGAGUUUUUGCAUCUUAGCAGAUAGGUCAGGGUAGGCGGAAUUUUAAAUUGCAUACAAGUGAACUCAUUCUGUAGAAAACGUUACAGUCAAGAAGACCUUUGCAGGGACUGAUCAAAGGACAUGAAAUAGAGUUUAGUUGCGAUAUUUCGACUGGCCAAUACCAGUCUUCCUAGGUUUAUUGAGAUAUCAUGAAUAAUUUACAGAAAUAUAUAUGAUGUAUUUUUUAAAAAUUAUGGCCACAACUAACUAAAUGAACGUCAGAAACAUAAGGAAUACACCAUCGCCUCUGCCUCAAAUCGAAGCGGAGUCUCAUUCGCUACAAAUUUCAGCUAUGUGACGUCUCUAACUCUUAAAAUUAGCCAAACCCUCAUCUUAGCUAUGAGAAGCCGAGUGGAAGUUUUAGUGUCUUGGGUACCCCAAAAGAUGUAAGUAAGGUCUAAAACAGUGCCACAUACCUCAGGCUCCUGUUAACGUAUUGGCAACAAGGAGAAGAAUCUGUCAUAAGAUAUAAUAAACAAGAAGAAACCCUGCAUUGUGAGCAUAAUUUGUCAACCCUGAUAUUGAUUGGUAAUCAAAUGGUAUAAUCUUGGAAUUAGAGAAUAAUUUCAUGUGUAUUUUGUCCAAAUUCUUAUGAUUAUUACAAUUUGGACAAAAUGUGCACGUCAUCACUUGAUUACAAAUACUGCAUGUAAUAAUGGAUCAUACUUACAUGUGUAUCGACCUUUUUUUGUAUGAUGAUAGUGGUUAUGGUGAUGAUUGAAGGCAGGUUUUCACUAGUGACAGAGUUGGAGUCAGAGUCACAAUCAGAAGCAUAGAGUAAAGAUCUAGUGAAAACAGCGCUCUGGUUCUGCUUACGACUCCGUCGCUUACAUUCUGCUUAUGAUCUAGUGAAAACUAAAUUGUCAGAGUCGGAAGCAGAAGCGGAAGAACUAAACCAAUCACAAAGCAUGGGAACGUGCAUUGUGAUUGGUUUAUCCUUCCCCUUCUGCUUCCGACUCCUACAAUCUGGUUGUCACUGGAUUAUAAGCGGAACAUGAGCGACUGAGUCGUAAGCAGUGUCGGAAGAAAUGGAAACGUUCUGAUUCCUCUGACUCCGAUUCCGUUGCUCUUAUGACUCUGCUUACGACUCCGAUUUUUGAUUUUCACUAGGUCAUAAGCGCUCUUACCACUCCGCUUACAACUCUGGUUCCGUCACUAGUGAAAAAGCAGUCUUAGGAAAGCGGAGGAUGACUAUAAUGACAUUGUUUAUGGACAGUGUACAUUAUUAAAUCCUUUAUUUUUAUUGUUUUCAGAAUUCCAAGCUGACUGUUAAGGGUGGCUGGGUGGAUGAUAAGGUGAGAUGUCUUUUAUUAUAUUUUUUAAGCCUCAGGGUAAGUUUCACCGUUGUCAGAUAUUUUCACUGUUGUCAGAUAUUUGCGCCUUAUAAGUUUUGAAAUUAAUUAAUUAAUUAAAUUUGGGUUCAUGGAGUAGGAUUAAUUCAACCUUACUGACAGGGUGGAUCUUGUGAACUAUCUUACAAAGUCUCUUUGUCAGUACCAUGGGAAAUGUGUGUAGAACAGUAUGGAAGUCGAUAUUGUUGCUAAAAUGGUGUUCUUAUUUUAUGUUGGUAGCACGAGAUAGUCAUUUGAGUGUGUAACAAACCUGAGGCUGAUAGUGUGUUCAUUUUAACCCAAAGAUUCCAACCCUGUCAACUAAAAAAGUGGAGGUUUUAAGAGUGGCAUAGCCACUCCUCUUGAGCGCCAAAUGUGCUAGCCUCUAGUGGGCCUGGGGCCAUGCUCUCCCACCUCUAAGAUGCCAUUUCCUGCAUUUUGAAAUCUCAUUCAAUGCAAAUACUGCCCUCAAAAUUAUCGCAGUCUCAUAGUUGGAUGCCAAAAGGGUAAUAACAUCUGAGAAACCACAGAAAAUUGGCAAAGAAGCGCACUACAAAAACUGGUUAAAUAAAGAAAUGGAAGAGUUUCAAACACUGGGAGAAUACUAAGCCAAAACAGGAGGCUGUAAACAUUUGCCAUUAAAAGUGGAGGUUUCCGACCAAAGCGGAAGGGCUGGAAUCUCUGUUACCCUCCCCCCUCUCCAUUACUGCUCUGUUUUAUGGGUAUUUUAAAAAGCUACUUCAAGCCACAUGGAAAAGAAAGAAUUGGAAAGAAAAAUUGGAGGUGACACCUGAGAAUCGAAUUUGGCACCUACUGUCCUGAAGGCUGUACACUAACCAACUGUCACAAUCCUUCCUCCUAGUGCUGAUUUUAGGGUUUUCUCUUAUCUAUGCUUAGUACACCACACCUAAAGCCUCCAAAGAUGGCUCAUACUACAUCACCCCCUGGCCAUUUCCACAAGGCUCUGAAGGAGACUUUAUUCACAUAGCAAAGAUGCGCAUGAAUCCAAAGGAAGGUGUAAGUAGAAAUGAUCUAAUACAAGCUGCGGAUAAAAAACAAUUCUGAACUUUCCACACAGGAUUAAACCGUUUAGCACUUAAAGAAUGGGAGGAAAACUUGGCCAAGUUGAUUUUCACAAAGGCUUCUGUGAUAGUUGCUCAAGACUUUCUAGUCAGCUAUUGGCUGAUUUUUUCACAAAACUUUACAAAACUCAACAAUACUAACAUCAAUGUAUAAUCUUAGGAAUCUUGAAACUGACCUAGCACUUCCAAGGCCAAAGACUAAUUUCCUCAGGCGUAGCUUUAAGUACAUUAAGUGCAUUAUUAAAAUGCAAGAUUUUCUAUUCACAUUUUAUCUGUGUUCUUAAGGAACGGCAAACUCCAGAGGCUUUGACAAGUGGACCCUGGGAAGUGUUAAAGAUUCUUGCGCAUGAUGAUAUGAAUGAAAUAGUGUAAGUGAACCAUAUAAGCUCCAAUAGUAAUGGAUUCUGUUUGGUAACAGUAUAAUAAGAUAGCCUGCAUCCCUGUUCAAAAGUUGGAUCACUGGAUAAAUCUCCAUUCAGUGGAUAACACCUAUCCUUUGGACAGCGUUUCAUAUAGUGGAUAGCGCUAUCCAAUGUUUGAACAACCUGGCACCUGGUACAUAUGUGGAGAACCUGAACAAGGAUUUUGGAGCUGUUUUAGUUCCAUCUGUGGCACAGGCUAUCAAUCAGAUAGAAUUAUUUACUACUGGAAUAUUCUGUGUAGCUGGUUUUAGCAGUCUCUUCUUAAAUUACUGUAAGGCUGUCCUUGGUAGUGACAUCCCACAUAGAAGUUGUGCAUGGAGAGGAAUUUGUACUUCACUAGUUGCCGUGAAUAAGACCGCCCUUUGAGACAGUUGAACACUAGCAAUAAACAUGGUGUUUGCAUAAAUUUAUGUCUGUUGUAAACUUUAAUAAAUUAUUGUAACUUGCAUACAGGUACUUCUCUGCAACAAAGGAAUCACCAACAGAGUCACAUGUGUACAGGUUUGUUAGAAAUUUAAGAUUGUUAAGAUUAUUAAGUUACAUUUGUGCAAAAAAAUACUCAUUGACUCCAAUCCUCAGAUAUAUUUGCAAUGACACAAAACAUGUGAUAAAAAUGAUGUUGGCAAUGUAACAUUUGACCUGAUUAGUUUACUUGCCACCAAUCACGUUAUUUCUUAUAAUUUAUUAUUGCAAUGGCAAACAGUAAAAUAGCUCAAACAAAUGCAAAUAUUUAAAAUUACUGAAGAAAUGGCAACGUUCUGUGAUUAUCCAGGAGAUUUCAGACUCUAAACUGGAGACCAGGAGAUACGGUCCCAGGGCUCCAAAUAACGGCCGGUCAACGGACAAUGUCCGGCCUGAUCGUGGGCUUGACCGGUCAAACUCUCGUCUGGCCGGUCAUUUUGACCGGUCAUUUUUGGAUGCUUGUCGCUUAAUGCGUUUUGCUCUAUAAUGCUGUAAUUCGCUGCUUUCUUUGGCUUUUUUUGCUGCUUUGCACUAAACCCUUUAAAGAAAAAUGUUCUGCUUUGCUGUGAUCAGUAAUGCGACCUUCUUUGGGAAAACAUUCGCUAACAAUAGUCUGUUAUUUUUUAGAAAACUAAAGGAUGAGUGACAGUUUUUGUCCAUCAAACGUUUCACAUCUACUUGUAACAGGAUUGUGAAAAUCACCUUCGACGGGAUUCGGGCUAAUUGAUCGCUCGUCCUGUACUGUUUCUCUGGGAAUAAAUUUCAGCGCAUCGAUUAAUUAUAAAAUUUCUUUAUGUCGAACAUAAUCUCAUUUGCAGACUCGAUUCCAGAAUUGUCUGAUAAAAACUAAGCUAAUCGAGAACGAACGUCGCCUAUCUCUGCUAUAUCGGCACUUAAAAUCCUCCUUCUUGAUAAGCCGUUCGCAAUAAAGUGUUGCGCGACGACCCAAACGAAAGCUCUCCUGUAUAUUUAUUGACUUCUGAUGACGAAUACCCUGUCUGCGGAACAAAUUUCUUGCCAAAUCAACUUCUUUGCCGCAAAUAUUUAGCGACGAAAUUCUUCUUUGUGGAGGAGACUUUCGAUCAUGUGCCGGGCAACGAAAAGGAUCAAGUUUCACCGAUAUGCAGAUAUAGGACGAACCUUGGAGACUUCCGACACCGCCGUACGAUGAUGCUGAAGGUAUAUAUAAACAGACAUAAAACGGGCGAAAAUCGCGGAAAGGAACUCAACAACGUGUGAAUGAAUUUUUCACCAACUUGGCGGCAAAAACUCGAACGACAAUGCUGUACUGCCAGCGUAAUUCGAUAUUCCAUGGGCAACAAAGUAAUUACAAUAUUCAUUAAUUUGACCGGCCAAAAUCGGGGUUUGUCCGGGCUAAAAAAUAUUUGGCCGGUCAUCAUGACCGGCGACCUGCUGUCCGUUAUUUUGAGCCUUGGGUCCAAAUAGCUGGAGUCUCCUGGAUUGUCUGAGAGAGUUGACAGUACUGCAGUGCAUUGAUGCCUUCAUUCUCUAGUAUAAAUAAGCAUGUUUGCAAACCUUGUUUUGAUAUUAGAAAAUUUACUUACAUAGACUAAUUUGUAGCUUGCUGCAUGCUAUUUCUUGCAGUGUUGACAUAAGAACUACAGAACUCAAAUGUCUGUCUUGUAAUCUACCAACACUUAACCGUAAGUAUGAGCAUUGAACCUCAAUAAUUAUCCAGGGUGCGUAGCAUAUGUUUUUCAUGAAAUAACUAAGAUUUCCUAAUGCAGGGCUGUCAAUAAGAUUUUAAGUUGCUAGGUAAAUACAACAAGUAGGCGGAGAAUCAAAGAGCUAAUGAUUUCUUUUGGUUCUAUUUUUCUUCUGCUUUCCUAUGAAAGUAGCCAGGGGCCACGUUCUUAGCCACCGGGGGAAAUCCCCAACCCCCACCACUUAAUGACAGCCUUGCUAAUGAGUAAGGCAGCAGGGGCCACAGGGCUCUGCUAGUGCACAGUUCUACAGCUCAAUUUAUACAAAGACAAAAGUGGCAAGGGUGGUGGGUCGGGGUUCUGGAACUCCUUAAACCCUCCACAGGGUACACCCUGGUCACAUGACAUCACUGGGCCAGCUCAACUGUAACUGUGUGCACUGGUUGAAGCUUUAAUAUUGUCACUUUUAACAAAACCUUGGUAUUUAGACAAUAAUCAUUCCUCCCAAAAAUUAAUUCAUAUUAAUUUAUUUGUUUAUUUUGUUGUAGCUGGAAAUAAGUGUUCCUAUUAUGGUGCAAGUUUUAGUUUGAAAGGAAGCUGGUACACUUUACACUGUAAAGGUAAAUAAUAAUCAUCCAAAAAUGAUCAUCUACUCUACAUCAAUUAAUUAUAUCCUUAAUAUACACCAAGUCUGCUGGAGUUGCAAGUAAAGCCCCUUAUAAUGGCAUAAUUGAUAUGAAAAAGAGUGAAGAUUGUUUGAAAGCACUUGUACUUGCACUUGUUGUUGUUUGCUUUUAUGCUUUUUCGCCAUUGAUAUCUUUAGACAACAAUUUAAACGUUUGAUCCCAAUAAUUUCACUCUGUAUUUACUGUUCUCUGUCCAAAAUGCAUGGCCCGUAAAAAGAAAAGCUGUGUAUACAUUAGUACUUUUCUAUAUAUAUUUAUUCAUUUUCUUCACUGGAUGGGAACACAACUUGCGUACGUUUUAAAACUACUUAUUUCAUUUUAGUAAACCUUCAAACAGUGGCAGGUGGUAAGAAGUGUUGCUUCAGGCAGUAAAUUUUACCAGUUUCCGCCUGAUAAGGAGAACACUGCUUGUCGCCAUCCUGUUUGGAAAUGAGGACAACAAAACAUUUUGUCACCCUAUGUAUAGUGUGAUGGCCAGUCAUAGUUGGUAGAUAUCACUUUUCUGGAAACUGAUUAGUUUGCUUUACAUUUUUUUUUAGGUCCAGAUAUACCAGAAGUAACUCUACGCAGUACACAGAAGGACCCUGAAGGUAGAGAAAUUUGUCAACUUAAGCAAUAUUUGCCUGGGGCAUGUGAAGGUCCUGUGGUACAAAAUGUAACUAAAUUAGUAAAGGUAUAUUGGCUAGAUAGAAUAACUGUUAACUGUGACAAAAGAUCGAUCGAAUUGCACCAAUCUCAUUUAGAGUCUUCAUAGCCAAUAACAUCACAGCUUAAUUCCAUCACGACUUAAUUGGCCAAUUAAAGCAAUCAUGACCAGGUCAAUAAGCAGAGCUAAAUACCAUCAACUGACGUGAUACAACUCACUUUGACUCUGAAGAUGUCACUGAUAAUUAUGUUAUCUUCUCUCAAAUGAAGAUCUCUGGAGCUUAGGUGAUCUGACGCAUGUCUCUGUGUGCUGUACAAACAGAGUAAUGGAUUAGCCACUUACGAAUGCGACAAGUUUCAGAGAGAACAGAAGAGCAGAAUGGACAUCAGGCUCUAGUCUCUCAGUCAUCGAUUUGAACAGCCACGUUGUACAUGUGAUUAUUAUAAGAACUCUUUUUACCCUAGGACAAUUGCACAGUGGAACAAUCUCCCACCAGAAAUUAUAGCAUCUACUUCACCAUGUUCAUUUAGGCAAUCCCUGUAAUUGUUGUAAUUCUUAUUAUUUAAAGCAGACUGCAAUACUCUGUUAAGAGUGAAGACUUAUUUGUGAAAUAAAUAAAUAAGAUAACUACCGCAGAGGUUGUUGGAAUUUCAGGGAGUGUUGCAAAAACCCCAUUCAGAACUACACUUACUUGGAUGAUCAUAUUUCACCUAUACUUAUUAAAUGACUCCUGGUUUCAUACCAUUCACAGUUUUUCAAUGUUUACUCUGUUUAUUUAUUCUUGUAAACCAGUCGUAGUGCCACUUCAAUACAACAGAGAUUUAAUGGACAGACUCGAUGGAGUUAAAUUGCCAGGAAUAAAGACAUACACUGUCGAAAAUGGAGAUUAUGGUAGGUGUUUCUAUUGUCAUAUCAUACUUGUUCAUUAAAAACUAUGCAGACAAAAUUGCCAGUGAUAGUAGAUGAGCACCCUGGGAUAAUAAUCUUCUUUGCAUCUGGAGGAAAUCCCUUUGAUAUCUUACAAUAGCCUGAAUUUCAGACAUCUCUUUGAGUUGAAUCUCUUUAUUGAGUAUGUGACUCAAAAGGGAUGUCUGUAAUUCAGGCUAAUCGUACAAGUGUGGUUGGUUUGCUAUUGAAGACAAAUUAAUCCAGAUGAACGGCGACCUUGAUUCAAAUUUUACUUUUUAUACUUUAACAUCCAAGCAAUUUGUGUUUGGCUCCAAUAGUAAAGUAAUUGAAAGAUGCAUUGGCCAGAACAUAAUAUUUCCACCUCCUUUCACACAGCAUAAAGUUUAUUUGUAGUUCCUCUGUGGAAGAAAUUAUUGGGCAGAGAGAGAAACAAAAAUUUCCUCAUCUUUGUAUCUUUGUAUAUGAGAGUAAAUUCACUUCUGAUGAUAGAUAAUGAUUGACAUAAUGAGAGUUGUUCGUGUAGCAAGAAUGCGUAGGAGCUAGUUAGUUGAAUAAAUCUUUACGUUUUGAAUUGUCACUUAUGGGAAUUUCAGCUGUAUCAACUUUAUGAUGAUUGAACAUUCUUUGCUUUGUAGAUCUCUAUGUUAAGGAGUACCGUCCUCCAGGUUUUACAGAGGACAAGAAAUAUGGCGUCUUGUUUUCAGUGUAAGUAUCUCACUCUUGGAAGUGAUUCAAAAUCAUCAUCAUCAUCAUUAUCAUUAUCAUUACUAUCACCAAGAAACAUUUUUCUUGGAAAGUACAACUUUAGAAAACUAAUUAUGAUAAUUUUUUAAUCUUCUUAUACAGGUAUGGCGGUCCAAGUUCACAAAAGGUAGAUACUAAAAAACUAUUAAGUUUGAUCAACAUGUAACUUGUGGAUGUUAAAAAUGAAAAUAGCAUUUGUUGUUCUCAUGCAUAAUCACUAGCAGUAAGCUAGGGAAAGACUUUUUUGAAGUGUCAAUAUUAUCAUAUUCAUCUUCUGUGAUCAUGUCCUCAAUUCUCAUGACCACAGUGUUUGAUAAAGCAUUGAUAAUACAAGGAGAAAUUUCAUGCUGAUCAGUCUUAGGGCUUAAACGGUUUAAGGGUUUGAUAACCAGGUCAUGAUGCAACUGAACUCACUGAGUGUUCAGAGAACUUUUUUUCUGAGUUUCCUGUGUCACAGACUUAUUAAUUGUCCUACAUGUACCAAAAGGUUGUGGACGCUUAUGGAUAUGGAUUUGAAACUGGUUAUCUUGUCAGCAACUUUGACUUGAUUGUGGUGAAUGUAGAUGCAAGGGGUACCUGCUGCAGAGGAGAGAGGUAAUAAUAAUAAGUAAUAAUCUUAAUAAUAAUUUAUUAAAUAAUAAUAAUCUUUCAUUGAUAAUAAAGCUAACUAUAAAAUCCUAUUUACUAUUAAUUUUGCCUAAAAGACUAUUCAGUCAAAGCGCUAUUUACAAUUCCUUUCAAUUAAAAAACCCUUAAUUUUGAUUAAAAAUUCAUUUCAAUUCAACUAAUAAUAAUAACAAAAACAAUGAUAAUAAUAAUAAUAAUAAUAAUAAUUCCAACUGAUUUCCAAACAUCUCCCAAUAAGGUGAAAGCUCAAAGCAUUUUCCUUUUUUCCCCAUGGUUUGUUGAGAUCCAGAAAUUUUGCCACCGUAGAAACAUGACAUAAUGACUUCUCCUCUCUUUUGGGUUGUAAAGUAACUAUGAGAUAUAAAUUUUGUCUUUGUAGGUUUAAGCAUGAAGUUUAUAAGCAGAUAGGGAAGGCUGAAGCUGAAGAUACAAUAGCUGUUGCAAGGUAAAACAUGCUCAAAGUUUCCACCUGGGGAGUAAGGGUGGCACAGUGAUGAGACCACUCGCCCCGCACUAAUGUGGCCUGGGUUCAAAUCUCGGCAUCAACGCCAUAUGUGGGUUGAGUUUAGUGUUGGUUCUCUCCCUUGCAGCGAGAGGUUUUUCUUCGGGUACUCCAGUUUUCCCCUCUCCUUAAAAACCAAGACUUCCAAAUUCGAAUUCGAUCUGGAACACACAGACACGUUUCAAUGAGUUCUCAUGAACUCCUAAGUGCUCCGUGGGUAAACACAUUACAACAAUUACACAAUUACAAUACAUUUUGUAUGCUGCCGAAAGGGAGAAUAUGUUGAAAAAUAAAGGCAUUUCUGGUAAUCAUUUCCUUUAUUCCUGUGCGCGUUGUAUCUGAUAAAGCAUUCAUGUACGGGCAAAUGAUAAACUGGAAUAAUGGGGUUGGAAAACCAUACAGUGGAUUCUAAUUUCGUGUUUUUUUAGUUAACCCUUUUUCUUCUAAUAGUGGCCAAAUGAAAUAUUUUGUAAAAUUUUAAGAAACACAUCGAACCAUACAAAAGUUCUGCCAAAACGGAUUCCAUUUGAAUGGUCACACCACAGGAUUUUUUCCACAUAAGCAAAAAUCAUCUGAUCAUACAGUCUCGCCAUAAGCUAUGCUAAAAGUGAAAGCUAUUAAAGGGACAAUUAACUUUAUUGGAUUGCAUUACUGGUCAAAGAAUAUUUUGUGUUUGAAUACAGUGUGAAAAUGUGAUCUUAGAAACAAUAUGGUUACAACACAAUAUGAACAGUAGAAACAAUAUGAACCUAGUAUAUGGCCUCGCUCUCCAUGAGUUCUCCAUAGCUCAAGUAAAUAGAGUGCCUGCCUGGUGUUUGGGAGGUCAUAGGUUCCAGUCCUGUCGAAGACUCAGAUUUUUUCUUUGUCACACGCUCGUGACAAGCUGAUCAUUUCAUUUUCACAAUAUGGUUACACUGAACAGUCGUUGCCAAAUAUUUCAACUAUAAGCUGGAGCUUAUAUACUAACAAUCUGUUCUGUUUUGCAGGCAUAUUGCUAAUAAGAAGUAUGUGGAUGAAAACAAACUGGCCAUCUGGGGCUGGGUAAGGAUAUAACUCUAUUACUAGUAACAACCAAAGGUAACGGAGUGCAGGCAACAACGAUCAAGGGUCAAAAUGCUUUUGUUCCAGCACUGUGCUUUGCGUAAGCUUCAUGUGAGCGAUGGUUAAAAUAUGCGUGAUUAGACUAAGCAGGGUGCAAUGAAAGUCAGUUUUACAGCCUGCCAUUCGGGCAAGCUGCAGCUAGCAUGUACUAGCCCACAAGUCAUUUCGACUAGCCCCAAAACCCUUUUUGAUUAGCACAAUUGAUAACAAUCCUUCUGUGAUUUGAAUUUCCCCAGCAAACAGUACUUGCCCAUCGGGCAAGUUAAGAACAAAAAUCACUGGCCCAAUAGCAAAAUCCACUAGCCCUGGGCUAUCGGACACGACUUUCUUUGCACGCUGGACUAAGAGUGACGUGAUCAAAGUGCGUUCUGUACAUUCCAUACAUUCAUAGUGGAAGUCCAAACAAAUGCUGGCUACAUACAUGCGACACAUGUAUAAUAACAACCCACAAGAUUCAUAACGUGUUUCAGAAACUGCUGCCUAGAAUGUGCACUCUGCAUCUUUGUAGAGAUAUCGAUGGUCCGAUCACAUGAUUGAAGAUCAAGAGAUUUUGCAAUUGUCGCUUUAUCACUUUUUUCUCACAGCUAUCACAGCUAUUUAAACCUUGUUUGUAAUUUUUAGAGGCUUAGCUUGCAAAAUAGAAUACCCAAACAAAAUUUAUUAGAAGCCUGUGUGGCAUCCUGCAUAUUUUUUUGACUGGAUUUGAAAUGCUGGGUAUAUAAUAUUGUGCUUGCUUGUCUUGUUGGUUAGUCCUACGGUGGCUUCUUGACGUCUUACAUUCUUGGUCAAAAGUCCGAUGUGUUCAAAGUUGGUAUGGCUGUGGCACCAGUUACUGACUGGCGAUAUUAUGGUAAGUAGGGCUUCUCUGGGAAAAAUUAAAACAACAACCAGGUGCUAAAAUACUUAGGCACUAGACUGUCCACACGUGCAAAGGAUGUGUAUUUUAUGGGACAGAUGUAUUAUUAGCUGUGAUUUUAAGUAAGGAAGGCUGUUGUUUCUUCAGAUUGUCUCAACAAUUUUGCAGUCAGUUUAUAAUAGUUUGGUUUGCGGGUGUCAUACUUGAGAGGGAAUUCACAUAAUAUGUCGCUAUUAACAUUAAAACUAUAUCUUUUUAUAUUGUGUUCCAGAUUCAAUAUACACUGAACGAUACAUGCUGACUCCACAGAAAAACUUUGGUGGUUAUGAGGUAACUUAUAAAUGGCAGUUUAAAGAUCCAAAGCUAGUUUGUAGAUUCUGGUUUGGUCUUACUACUAACUAGAAUGCCCUUAUCAGCCACAAAGAAGUUGCAUCUCAGAUGUACUUAUGUAUUAAUUUAUAAUUAUGUUACUAUUCAUUCAAAAUAUUUCCCCAAUUCUGAUUGGCUAAAGGCACACUCAUAAUUCACCAUAAUCAGUUACUGAUGACCAAAUUGCGAAGAAUUUUGUGUUUAACAAGGAAAUAACGUCAAAAAUGCAGCCUUCUACAGGUUAAUGCACCGUUAACCAAGAAGGCCUGGGGCAAGGUUGAGUUGUUUUCGUUGUGAAAACUAAAAUGGUCGACCCUUCACUCGUUUCAAGAGUGAGAACUACAGCUGAAACUAGGCAAAAUAAUGGCUAAAAACAUAGCAAAAAAAGCAAGAAGACAACUCAGAGGACGACAUCUGCUAUUUGGAGAAAAUUUGUCGAGCUCGACAAACCUAAACGUACACUAUCGAAGAUAAACUUAACAUCGAUGCAGGUAAGCAUUUUUUAGCUAUGUUUUAAACUAGGAAUUACUUUGAAAGAAUAAUAAAGCAAUUAAUGAAUUUGGCUUUCCUAGGAUAUGAAGAAUUAAGCAGAUCUCGGAGGGUGUUAUCCUCCUCGAUCUGCUUAAUUCUUCAUAUUCUACUCAGCCUCAUUCAUUAAUUGCUGAAUAUGAGUCUCCUAAGGGUGAAGAUAUGGUUAAGUUAAUAUUUUAUCUUUAAUUUAGUGCAACAGUUAUUCCUCCCAAUAUAGGUACACAGAAAGGGGAAAAAAUUCAAUUGUUUUCAAGUUCAAAAUUAAUUGCUAUCCUUGAUUUUGGCAAAACAUAGUUAAGGUCAUGCCCAGUAGGUCUUUAAAGAGUGGGUGUAAACAAGGUUAAAGAGGUUCCAUCAGCCAUGAGCCCUGACACUCUAAAUGGCAAGUUUUUUCUAAGACAUUUUUUAUGGUUAACUUCUUUUAAGACUUGCGGUUAUAAUUUUCCAAUUCUUAAUGACUGAACAACAUUUUAAGGACAUAUUUAACAGUCUCAACCUCUUACUGUUAAAAACGUGAAUGUUUUAUUUAUUUUUUUGCAUAGUCAUAAGUGCAUGCUUGCAUACUUACUUAUCUUAAAGAUCAGCAAGACUUUUAGUAUUUGCUAUGUAGUAAAUGUAUAAUUCAUUUCAGGUAUCAUCUGUACUACCCUUGGCUCCAAAUUUCUCGAAUGACAGUUUUCUUCUAGUGCAUGGGACUGGAGAUGGUGAGUUGAGAGAUUGCAAUAAAUUGUCUCAGCUGUAAGGUUGUUAUCCAACUCUCUCAUCCAGGUGCAUUACGUUAAUGCUAGGUGGUAACCCUGUGAUGGUCUGUAUAUAAUUUCAAUGCUGGGUGGUAAUCCUGUGAUGGUCUGGAAUUCAGCUGAUGGGCCACUUAUCAUUGUUAUUUUAAGGGAACUUGCAACUAUUCAUUCAUUGCACUAAUAUUUACUUUUGGGGUUAUUUGGGCCAAGAAAGAUGGAUGUAAUGUUGAGCUGUGUUAUUAUUAGAUGUAGAGAUUCAUUUAACACUACUAGGCCAUUUUCACAAUGAUGUCUACAGCGUUUUGCUUUCUUAUGCAAAAUCAGGGCUUACCAAAUUUAAAUAUGAAAUGAAAAACAGAAAAGGAUGUGCAAAUGAACUAUUGCUUUGCAUUUUGUUUUUUGAAAUCAAUAUUAUUUUAAAUGAGGUUUUGAAAUCUCUUUUAAACCUAUGAAAAUGAAUUUGAAUGAAAAUAAAAUAAAACUUGCACCAAGGAUGAGAGGAUAAAGUUGAAUUACAACAUUAUCGUUAUGUUAUGUAAUAAAAUAUUAUUACAGCCCCCUUAGAAGGUGGGGGUGCGCCAUCUAAUUCUCUAAAUCCUGGCCCUUUUUCAGACCAAAAAAUGUCAUUUUCACACCUGUUUUCAGACCUGGGGCCCGUUUCUCGAAAGUCCCGGUAACUUUUCGGGCCCGAAAUCAAAUAUUCAAAUCGAAAUAUAAGAAUGGCGGGUCCCGGCUAGCAAACCACUCGAUUUUGUUUCAUUAGCUGAUAGUUUUAUCACAUUAGAUGCAAAACUAUUGAAACCUCGAUCUUUAAUGUAAACGGAGACAGCUUACCGGGCCUGUUAAUUAUCGGGACUUUCGAGAAACGGGCCUCUGGCCUCUAAGAAAUUAUGUCAUCAUUACUCAGAUUAGAACAGCAACAAAAAAGAUUUCUUAAAAAUCCAUUUUGAAUUUGUAUAUUUCUCGUUCUUUCUUACUCAUUUGGAAUUGAAACGAUAAAUACGUUCAUACAAUCUGGUAGUUUCCUUGAAAACCAUGCCUGAUUCUAGACCAAAUUCAGUGGGCAAAGUCUAUUCCGGUCUUCAGACCAAAAUGGCACAAAAACCCUACCUUUGUGGUGGCAAAAACCUAUAUGGCUUAUAUAAGGGAGUGUCUCCCCCCCCCCCACACCCUCCAGGGGUGCUACACUCUAUGAGAGGUCAACAUCAACACUUGGCAGUUGAUGGAUGGCCUUCUCUUAUACAAGGCUGUGCUCUAAGGAAAACUGAAGGGAGCCCAGUGCUCUGAAACUGUAAAAUCUAGGGUGCCCAGCAUAUGAUUUGUAUGAAAAAUCUGAGAUUUUCUAGUCGCCCGAGGGCAAAAGUUAGGCGCCAGGGGCCACCGGGCUCUGCUAGAGCACAGCCCUGCUUAUACCUUGUUUACUAUUUAAUACACCUUUGUGAUUUUCUCCUUUAGACAAUGUACAUUUUCAGAAUACUGCACAACUAGUAGCGGCCUUAACAAAAGCUGGUGUUAAAUAUCAAGUUCAGGUAAGUGUCUAAAGUAUAAACAUGUAAAAUUCACACAACAUUAAGCCAUCUUCAGCUUCAUUUGAUAGUAGUUCAACUGAUGCUUGAGGAUUUUGACAAAACAUUGACAGUAAAUUACUCCGAGAAGCUUUCACUUGUUUGGUCACACCUUACAUUUUGUUGGCACCGUCCAAAGUUGUUAACACUUUUCUUACUUCUCUCUUCAGUUUUACACAGACAAGAACCACGGACUGUUAGGAAAAGAGACGCAACGACACUUAUUCCAACUGUUGACUGACUUUCUUACAACUCAACUUAGAAUUUAAAUAAUAAUUUAAAAUGUAAAGUAAUUUCUUUUGUAUUAAUUUUGAUUAUAUUCAACUCCUUGACCUUUUAACAGUUAGAGCACUGCACAAAAUUAAGCUAGAGGAUAACCCAAUGAGCAGAAAAUAGUAGGACAGGAUAGAAUAAAAGAGGUUUCAUUUUUUGUCGACUGUUCAGGGAUGGAACCAUUAAAUUCAGAAAGGGGAUGUGGGACACUAUCUUCUUAAACUGGCCCUGGUUGUCCAAAUGUUAGAUAGCACUAUCUCAUGAAUAUAAUAGUACCUUGUUAUUAUCCUCUGGAUAGGAUUUAUCCACAGUUCAAACAGCUCAACCCUGGGCUAAUCUUUUACGAUCUGAUAAAGUCUGAUAGGAAAAAAUAGGCAUUUUCACGAUUUGUCCCAACAGCUUUUGUCCGGGGUUGUAGCUUCAGCUUGCCCAAAUGGCAAGCUGUAAAAAUGAUUUUCCUUGCACCCUGCAUGAAAAAGUUGUCACAAUGCAUGGUAUAUUUUUCUUCUUUCUUCAGUUUUACCCCGACAAGAAUCAUGGGCUCAGUGGUGGGGGAACUUCCGAUCACUUAUACCAUCUACUCACAAGAUUCCUGCUUGAAAAAUUGUCCAUUGGCAGUUGAUGUUAAGUAUCUAGCUUUGUCAAAUACUCAACAAGACUGUUUACAGCCUCUUUAUUUUCGCAACAAACUGGAAGGUACUUAACCCUUUAAGCCCCAAUAUCCACAAACAAAUUCCCCAAACUGAUGUCUAUACAUUUCCUUACGGAAUAAGUUGGGAGAAAUUGAUAAAAGAUCAGAGAUUCUUCUCUUUGUGAUCAUUUGAUUAAUUCUCAUAGAUGUUGCACUUGACAAUCUAUGGAUAUUGUUAGGAGAAAAUUGAUGUUGGUCACUAUUGGGACUUAAAGGGUUUUAACAAAAUAAUAGUAAAGGAGAGAAGCACUUGUAAAGCAUACACAGGUAUAGCAUGCGAGCGAGCUGUCCUUCUCGAAUGGAGAGCAAAGGAAGCUGUAAGAGAACAUAUGAGCAACUCCCCAAGAUGGAGAAAUUGCUCAUGACCAGAGGGGGUUCUGGUAGGAGAAGGCAUGUGAGAGAAUAUUUUUUCUUGCUUUCCGCUCCCCACCCUCUGUUGCUGUGCAUUGAUUUAAACAAUGCAUCUAGUUAGUACCUUCAUAACAUAAUAUGAAAAAAAUAAUAUUGGCUGGAAACAGUCUUAAUAAUAGUUUAAAUUUAUAUUUUUAUUAAAGACUAAAAUAAUUUUUGUUGUUAAUCGAGUUAAGUUCAUUUGUCUUGACAAAAGAUGGGAACCUUCAUUCAUUUUUAAUAUUGUGCCCAAAAAAAUUAAAGGAGGAAUUCUAAAUAAAACCUUUCAAUUAAUAUUGGCCUCUAAAAACUGGGUUUUAUCAGUUAAAGCAUUGUUAUAAUGGUUGAUGUGUAUUAUAAUAUAAUGGUAUAAAAUUAACUUAAGUUUUCCAAGUUUUCCCACCUCUUUGAACAUUAUUUUUAGCGAUACAUAUAGUUCUUUAACGAGCUCUUUUGAAAAGAGACUGAAUUUCGCUGUCAGACAUUAUAAUUAUGUAAAACAAGGGUUUAAAAGUACUUUUUUUGGGGGGGUGGGGGUCCACUGCAUUGAAGCAGCUCUGUGGGCUGCUAAAUUAAAAGUUAAGGGGCAAUAUACUUACUCACAAGCUUCUAAGUAUUUAAUUAUGGUGGUGUUGUCUAAGUUAUCUCCAAAUAUGAUUAAAUUAACUAAGAUAGGUAAGUUAAUUGUGUAAUUUAAUGAGUGACUUGGCUCAAACAAGGUUAUUGUAAAAAACGUUUUUGAAGACUUAGCAUUGUAAAAAGCCCACUCACAGCUAAAUAUCCUGAAGUGUUUUUUGAUGCUCAACCAAAAUCGGCAAAAUUCCACAUCAAGUGUGGACUUUUCUGUAUAUUCAAAACAGAUAUAUACAUUUAUUUUUGGAAAACGUGCAGCUGGUUACUGUUUUAAUUUUAUAGUUUGAGAUUUUUCAUUGUUUGGAAAGUCUAAGAUAUAAAGAAAAGUAGAGAAAGCUCAUUUAAGAUUUUAAAGAAAGCUUAUUAAAACUGUGUGAACUUUAUUUCAUUUUUCUUUGAUGCUUCCUUGAUACUUGGUAAAAUAAAAUUAUUAUUAUUAUACAGUUUCGUUAAACAUUUUAAAUCUAUUGUCAUAUAGUAAUGUAGUAAUAAAGUGCACCUAAAUCCCUCACUCAUUAAAAUUGGAAAAAGUACUUAAUUAUUAUUUUGUUUGUUAUUGUCAUUACUUUUUAAAGUCUAGUAAUGGACAAGGAGAGAAAGUAUUAGACAUGUAAUGUUUGCCCUAUGUUACGAUGGAGGUCAGACAUGCUGUGAUCUCUUAGCAUGAUGUUGGAGACUUUUAAGAUGCCACCACAGUGACAACAACAAAAACGUCAACAAAGAAUAGGCAAAACAACAACUACUCUGCAAGUGCAUCAUACUUUUUUGUACAGUUCUUGGCCACCACUGCACGAGUACAACAGGAAAUGCCUAAUUUCAUGUUUUAUGGAGGACAUAAACAAGCGAUGGCUAAAUUUUCUUUCUCUUUCUGAACUUGAAUAUGAUUCUUGGGAGUUCGGCUCAAAAAGAGUUUGCUUGCAUUUGACAAAGUAAAUGAGUUGGAGUAAUUGCGAUAGAGAUUGCAAGAACGCAAAUUCACUUUUUUUUUUUU
Messenger RNA from Porites lobata, 26139 nucleotides. Lineage: Eukaryota; Metazoa; Cnidaria; Anthozoa; Scleractinia; Poritidae. The record is from the annotation of a GenBank genome assembly.